ACGUGAUGAUUGUGCUACUGUUUUAUUGCGAGGGAAAACCAUGAAAACCCAGGGCCAGUGUUGUGCAUGGAUGAGAGCGUGAUCCGAGGAGGGGAAAUCCAGAGCCACUAGAACGAUUCCCAUGAUCUAGUACUAGUACUAGUAGUAGUAUGCCCAGUUUGGUUUUGAGGUGCAAACAAGUACAGUACAGUAGUAUUAGUUCAAAGCAACCCCUUUUUCCGUCUUGUGUGUUCUAUUGUCCAGUAGCGUGCAGUUGCAGAGAGAGAAAGAGAGAGACAAAUACCAGCGACCGUGUUCUUCGUGUGGCCGUGGGCCACGGUAGUCUCAGUUGCACACUGCGGAGUGCGGACGCUGUUUGUGAUCAGUCACUGGCCAACAUUCAUACAUCGCGAGGAUCGCAACCGAGUUCGCAAGAAGCACAGGAUCGAUAGGAUAGCACAACUCCUAUAGGAAUCGGUGAAAGGUUUCUUUCCCUGCGCUAGCUGGAGGAUAGGCGCGCAAACGGUGUGAAGCGGACGAUCCUUACCUACCGGCUGUUGUGAUAUGUGUUUGUGUCCAAGCGGUGCAACUCCUCGCUUGUGUUGAUAUUAUCUGGGUGACUCACAGUGCCACACGGAUAUGGAUGACCGGACAAAGCGUGUACUUAUAGCAAACCGGGACAAGUUGCGUACGGGCAUCAGCGCUGCAUCACUGCUACCUGUCUUGUAUUCGCGUUUCGUGAUCGACGACGAAGUCAAACAUGACAUACAGCACACGGAGAUGAAUACCAAACGUACUUCUAUGCAGCAGGCGGACAAAUUAUUAGACCACAUACAAGGUGGCGGUCAAAAUGCCUUUUUCGAACUAGUCGAGGCUAUGGAGGACCCGAUGCAGAUUUUGUCACACCAAGAGCUCGCUCUGCUACUUCGGCAGGAACUCAAGAAGACCCCUGCCGCUUCAGCCAGGCCUGCUAGACCCACCGGCGGAGCUGCGGCACCUCAGCGAGCCUCUGUUGGUGGUGGCGGUGCAACUGCUGCCGACCCAGUAGAUGCCGAUGCCGAUGUCACCGCUAGUGCGGAGCAGGAGCACGGCCAGAGCUUCUCAGAGGGCGGUAAACGUGUCAGCGGGGAUGGCUGCACUACGGACCCCGAGGAGGAAUGCGGGAGUGGGUAGAAAUUGCGCAAUGACGUAAUUUCUACCGUAAACACCCCACACAGCCACCUAGGCAUGGUCGUCAGGGGUGUUGAACAGUGCAUUGCUGAUCCCAGUGUACUCACAUAACACCCCACACAGCCACCUGGGCAUGGUCGUGCGCGCUGUUGAACAGUGCAUUGCUGAUCCCAGCGUACUCACAUAACACCCCACACAGCCACCUGGGCAUGGUCGUGUGCGGUGUUGAACAGUGCAUUGCUGAUCCCAGCGUACUCACAGACAUUAGUUAUACCUUCCAUAUUUGGCAAUGAACGGUUGUAAAAUAUUGCGGUGACCGUCUCUGUAUUCAAACUUUGGAGUGGAUUUUUGUUUUUCCAGUUUUGUUUUUCGUCUAUCCCUUGAUAUAUAAUUACUAUAUUAGUUUCCAAAUACUUCGUGACUAUCAAACAGAGUUAUGAAUAUUGCUAAUGUACUAGUGCCUAGGGUAGACUAGAUGUAAUCAUUG
Molecule: messenger RNA, 1636 nt
Organism: Sycon ciliatum
Lineage: Eukaryota; Metazoa; Porifera; Calcarea; Leucosolenida; Sycettidae
Exons: 3
Coding region: 619-1152 (177 amino acids)
Biological process (GO): regulation of apoptotic process
Source: RefSeq, a predicted model, not a curated record